AUGUGUGGACUUUUUAUCCAUCAUCUUUUAAAGUUUAUUCGAAGGAAACCCGCAACGAGAGAUGAGACUCCCGCAAUCAUCAACAAUGAACCUACCAAAGAACCUAUUACACCGGAAAAUAAAACUGCCACAUUAGAUAAUGAACCUAUCACUCCAGAAAGCGAGCUCGAUAUCUUUUCUUCUGUCGACGCGACAACAUCCGAAAGCUUUUCCACGAAAAAGUUUGACGAUGCAGUGUCAGAGCACCUUCAGGAAACCAAAUUCCAGAUCCUUUCUCCGGAAGAUCCCGAGUUCUUUUUUAUUUAUGAGAGAUUCAGGGAGUCGAUGGAUAAUAUCACUGUCGUGGUCAAAUCCAUCAUCAAACUUCAUAUGCCCUAUCAACUUUUCCAAAAUCACAUCGAUUAUCGUGACAAACUUGCUUCUGAUAAUAAUGUGAGUUCUGAAGAAGUAGUGCACACGAUGUUUCAUGGAACGAACAAUCGUUGUGAUGUAACCUUGCUGCUGGACGGGACAAGCAAGAUUUGUGAAAAUGGGUGUAGUGCUUGUGGAAUUAUUCGAUCAGGAUUUAAAACGGAAAUGUCAUCGGAUAGAAGAAUAUGGUGCGCAGCAUCCUCAGUAGUUUCCGCGGGCUACUGUAGACCCAUGACCCGGAAGAAUAAAAACCUUACAAUGUUUGUUGUGGACGCUUUGCAAAAGAAAAAAGAGGAAAUUAUUUCUGUUGAUAGAGAUGAGGCAAAUAUUUACAAUUUUUUCUUAAUUUUGUAUAUCACUGUUGUAUAUAAUAUUUCUAUUCUAACAUAG
This is a messenger RNA of Acaulospora morrowiae, 801 nucleotides long. Lineage: Eukaryota; Fungi; Glomeromycota; Glomeromycetes; Diversisporales; Acaulosporaceae. The record is from the annotation of a GenBank genome assembly.